UAUGGUUCCCAAGCAAUGCUUCCCCUUACCAAACUUCUUGACGUAAAUGGUGGGUUUUCGGUUAAGGGAGAAGUCAAGAUUGUAGCCGAGGUUGGCGUUCUUGAAGUUGUUGGCAAAUCAGAUGUGUUAGAGGAAACUUCAUUACUAAAUGAAAGCAUCGAUGUCAAUGGGUUUCAAGUUCUUCCUUCACAGGUAGAAUCUGUGAAGAGUCUUUUUGAAAACCACCCUGACAUUGCAUCAAAAUUCCGUCUUAAGUGCACGCAUUUGAGAACAGCAUACUUGAAUAGCAUACUAAACUUGACCGAGAGCUUGUGCCAGUCCCCUGAGGAACUCUCCAAUGCUGAUCUGGCCAAUGCAUACUCUACACUAACUUGUGUGACAAAAGCGGGGUUUAAGUUGGACUGGUUGGAGAAGAAACUGAAAGAGGUUGCUGAGGCUCGGCUGCAAGAGAUUGAGGAAGAAUUGGUGGACAUGAAGCAAAAGUGCGUUGACAAAGAGGCUCUGUUGGAUUCCAUAAGAUGA
Molecule: messenger RNA, 522 nt
Organism: Camelina sativa (false flax)
Lineage: Eukaryota; Viridiplantae; Streptophyta; Magnoliopsida; Brassicales; Brassicaceae
Product: TRAF-like family protein
Molecular function (GO): protein binding
Source: RefSeq, a predicted model, not a curated record